Molecule: messenger RNA, 3370 nt
Organism: Cucumis melo (muskmelon)
Lineage: Eukaryota; Viridiplantae; Streptophyta; Magnoliopsida; Cucurbitales; Cucurbitaceae
Exons: 3
Coding region: 1145-3190 (681 amino acids)
Molecular function (GO): DNA binding; protein dimerization activity
Source: RefSeq, a predicted model, not a curated record
UUCUCGUUAAUUUUCCUUUCGUUUUCAUUCCCUCUUUCCCGUUUUUUCUUAUAAGCUCUAUUUUUAGUUCAUUGGUUGCAAGUUGCUUUUACAGUUCGAUUUUGCUGCUUCUUUGCCUGUCGAGAGAUAAUUGGGGACAACGGGUGUUGGGAUUUUUCUAAUGGGUUUGUGGGAAUUUGGUUCUACGACUUGUUUGUUCAAUGGGAAAGUGAGGGAGGGAAGUUUGGUUGUGUAAACAAUCGCUUAGCUUCUUGUGGGGUUGUUUGAGUUAGUGGAAGAUUCGUAUUGGGAAUUUUUUGUUAAUUGAAUUUGAUUGAAAUUUAGCUUGUUCUGGGUGGGAGUUUGCGAGUGUAGUGUAAUGUCUCUGCUUUUUGAUGAGGAGGUUAAUGGGUUUCGGCCUUGUUUGGCUUCUGAGAAAAUUGGUGGAGGGAAAUGGGGUGAUUUUAAAGGUUUGGGAAAAUGUUAUAAGGAAGAGAACGAGGGGCUUUUUGAAGAAAAAAAGCCUUCUGCAGAGCAAAAAAGAAUUUCAUAUGACACUCUUGUUAUUAGUUUCAGAAGAGUUGAUUUUGCUUUUUGAUGUUUCUUUCUCAAAGACGAAUGGUGUGGCUUUAAGUUCAUGGUAUCACGUAAGUUAGUUUUGAACAUUGCUGAGAGAGGCAUUUUGGAAGAUCCCUUUUCCUGAGGAGUUUCAAUCCAUCAAAAUGAGGGAGAAAAUGAUUUAAUCUUAACAUCAGUCAGUUAGCCAAUGCAGGGAGUGCUUUACUAAUAUCAUCUGUAAAUUCACCAAUGAAUGGAUAUGUUUUUCAAAUUAAGCAUGUUCUGUAUUUCUCAAUUUUAAAAGCAAUUAGACAUGUUGCCACAUUUGAGGUCCUUGUUUUCUUGUUAUAUGUUUCUUCCUUGUCCCUUCUUUGGUUGUAGUUUAAUUCAUCUAUCUUCUUUUAAGAGCUUUCAUGAGACUAUCUUACUGUUACAUUGUAAUCAUAUCUCUUGUUGUUUCUUGAAUCUUAUUCUCUGGUCUGAUCGUUGACCAUUUUCUAAUACCUAUCGUGAAUAAUUCAUCUUGGCCUCUCAGCUGCUUACUGUCAUUUUGGUUUCAUCCUAAGUAGGUUGACUUGCCGGAACAUCAGAACACAUACACAUCCUGAUGGUCCGUGAGAAAGAUAUUUGUUGGGAAUAUGCCGAGAAAUUAGAUGGUAACAAGGUAAAGUGCAAAUUUUGUCUUAGAGUUUUGAAUGGUGGGAUCAGUAGAUUGAAGCAUCAUUUAUCUCGACUACCGAGUAGAGGUGUAAAUCCAUGUAGUAAAGUGAGGGACGAUGUUUCUGAUAGAGUGAGAGCCAUACUAGCAACUAGAGAGGAAAUCAAGGAAGCAUCUAGUGGGAAAAAGCAGAAGCUAGCUGAAGUCAAAACUGUUGAAAAUGUACCAUCAAUAUCAAUGUGUAAAUCUGUUGUUUCAAUGGAGACCCCGUCGCCAAUUGCCAAAGUUUUUCCAACCGUUACUCCCAUGGCUCCCCCAUCAUUACACAAUCAUGAAAAUGCUGAGAAAAGCAUUGCUUUAUUCUUUUUCGAGAACAAGCUAGACUUUAGUAUAGCUAGAUCUUCAUCCUAUCAGCUUAUGAUUGACGCAAUAGGGAAAUGUGGCCCUGGAUUUACAGGCCCUUCUGCCGAAACGCUGAAGACUACUUGGUUGGAGAGGAUCAAAACUGAAGUGAGCCUUCAGUCAAAAGAUAUUGAGAAAGAGUGGACUACCACCGGCUGCACGAUCAUUGUAGACACAUGGACUGACAAUAAAUCAAGGGCUUUGAUUAACUUUUUGGUUUCAUCCCCAUCCCGGACAUUUUUUCACAAAUCCGUCGAUGCAUCUACGUAUUUCAAGAACACAAAGUGCCUUGCUGAUUUAUUUGAUUCUGUCAUUCAGGAUUUCGGCCAUGAAAAUGUAGUGCAGAUAAUCAUGGACAGUAGUUUGAAUUAUUCAGGUAUUGCAAAUCAUAUCCUUCAGACCUACGGAACUAUAUUUGUGUCUCCCUGUGCUUCGCAGUGUCUGAAUUCAAUUUUGGAGGAAUUUUCAAAGGUAGAUUGGGUAAACAGAUGUAUCCUGCAAGCACAAACUAUAUCAAAAUUUUUAUAUAAUAGUUCCUCACUGCUUGACUUGAUGCGAAGGUUCACUGGCGGUCAAGAACUCAUUCGGACUGGGAUAUCGAAACCUGUAUCGAGCUUCCUGUCUGCACAAUCUAUUCUGAAGCAAAGGUCAAGACUGAAGCAUAUGUUCAACAGCCCUGAUUACACCACAAAUUCUUACGCAAAUAAACCACAGAGCAUUUCUUGUAUUGCCAUAAUAGAAGAUAAUGAUUUCUGGAGGGCAGUAGAAGAAUGUGUAGCAAUAUCAGAGCCUUUCCUGAGAGUCUUGAGAGAAGUGUGUGGGGGUAAACCUGCUGUGGGAUGUAUAUAUGAGUUAAUGACUAGAGCAAAAGAAUCAAUAAGAACAUACUAUAUAAUGGAUGAGAUCAAGUGCAAGACAUUUCUUGAUAUUGUUGACAGGAAGUGGCGAGACCAACUUCAUUCCCCGCUUCAUGCAGCAGCUGCAUUUUUGAACCCAAGUAUUCAGUAUAAUCCAGAGAUAAAGUUCCUUACUUCCAUUAAAGAAGAUUUCUUUAAUGUUUUGGAGAAAUUACUCCCCUUGCCAGAGAUGAGACGGGAUAUUACAAACCAAAUAUUUACUUUCACAAAGGCGAAUGGGAUGUUUGGAUGCAGCUUAGCAAUGGAAGCAAGAGAUACAGUUUCACCUUGGCUUUGGUGGGAACAGUUUGGUGACUCUGCCCCCGUGUUACAACGAGUUGCAAUACGAAUUCUCAGUCAAGUUUGCAGUACUUUCUCCUUCGAGCGGCAUUGGAGCAUGUUUCAGCAAAUUCACUCUGAAAAGCGUAAUAAAAUCGAUAAGGAGACAUUGAACGACCUCGUCUACAUAAACUACAAUCUCAAGUUGGCUAGACAGAUGAGAACAAAACCACUGGAAUCUGAUCCUAUCCAGUUCGACGACAUUGAUAUGACGUCAGAGUGGGUAGAGGAGAGUGAAAACCAAAGCCCGACGCAAUGGCUCGACAGAUUUGGUUCUUCCUUGGAUGGGGGCGACUUGAAUACAAGACAGUUCAAUGCUGCCAUGUUUGGUGCAAGUGACCACAUAUUUAAUUUGUGAGAAACAUCUUAACUUGCAACAUCAAAUUGUUUGUUUGUAAUCCUCUCCACUUCUUAUUAGGCCUUGUAUGUAUUCUCUGAUUAGAGGCUUCAUCUCUUUUUCUCUUCCUUUUGUUGUAUUGUAGCAUGAACUUGCUCCUUACUUUCUGUAUAUAAAAUAGAAACAAAACUUCAAGGUUAA